CACAAACUCUUGCAUCCGUCUCUCGCGCAGACCUGUCCCCUUGAUCGCCAACUCUCGCUCGUCUCUUGCAUUGACGUGCUCGCCCUCACUUUCACUCUCGCGCUCGCGCUCCCCCCAGCCUCCGCCUAAGCCCACCUCCCCCCCCCAGUCUGACCCUGGUACCGCACUCUCAGCCUUACGCGGUGCAUCCGACCCCAUCCUGACCACACUCCUCCCCUCUGCCCACCGCGACUGUGCCAUGUCCCGCGCUGUACGACCUGUGCCUGCGUAGAUGAGUUGCUAGCCCACGCGAGCGCAAUGCCUUUGAAGGGCCUCCGACCGAACCGCAGUGAACGAGAUCUCCAACGCCGCAGCACUCUAGAUCCCGCCGGCCUCUUCAGACGAAGCGACAAGAACAAGUCAUCCGACCUCCUCUCCGCUGUAGCGCCCGAACGUGUUGUUGUGUCUGAAGAUGGCGGUCGCCCAACCUCCAGCGACGUCGCGCCGCCCUCAUGGUCCGCUAGCUAUGAGAUCCCUCUCCCCUCCCCGCCCAUUCAAGAACACACCCCCAAUACGCGGCGGUUCAGUCUGAUGCGCUUUCGGCAUGCCUCAGAUUCGCAGCUGUCGACAAAGGCGAAGGAACAUGCUGCUGAAAAUGCUCCACCCGUUCCGGCUAUGCCUGCCGCCCCUGCCAUUAUCACCACCGCCCCGACCAUGGUAGAUCAGGAAGAACCGGUCAUUACGAAGAGACGUGGGAGACUGCAGCAGUUCUCCCUUCGACGACGGUCCUUCGACCCUGGAUCGACAGACCGGCCAAAUCUUCGGAAGUCGAUGGAUAAGAAAGUCAGCUCAGAGAUAAGGAGAGGCCCCUUUUCGUUCAUGAGAAGCCAGAAUAAUCUGGCCGAGGACCCAGGGAGAUUGUCAACAAGCCAGCGCCCGGACGCUCUUACUGAAUCGGCCCACGAGUCUGCCCAGGAAGGCACGUCCUCCCUGUCCCUUCCAGUCCAAAGAGUGUCCGACUCUUCUCGGUCCGACGGGAGCUCCGCAGGGCAUGUCUCCUUCGAGCAUACUUUGAAGCCUCAACCGACGCCGAAGACCGGCUCCGGACGAUUUGGCUUUGGGCGACGGAACAAACAGCGUGCUUCCCUAUUCCCGUUACCUAUGAAGAUUCCUCCCCCCGAGUUUCCUGAUACUGCGCCUGCGACUCCCCGGGCCUCGACGAGCGGCGUCAGCUCCGGUUCUCCCCAUCACUCCCCGAAUGGAGAAAGUCCUCCCUUGACUGCCAUACAUCACUCCCGGCUCCACCAUCUUGAAAAUGGAGCCAGGACCCCGCCAAUCCCCUCGCCAUCGCAGGUUGCCCUUGCAGCUGCAUCACUGAAUCUUACCUCACCGAACGCUGGUGGGCCUAGCCUGCUUCGGAACGAUUCUACGAAAUCAGUUCGUUCGUCACGCUCGUCACCCAAUGCCGGAGUUCCAAUGCGGCUUGGUCUCAGAGGUCGAUCGUCGACUAUGGGAUCACUUGGCGGGCGCUCUGACGAUGCUCCCCCGCCUACUCCCCCUUAUGCUACGAGCGGACGAAACUCGACGUCCACAGCGGGGAGGAGUAGCCUGAGCAAUUUAUUCGGGCUAAGCGCAAGAUUUCGUCAGAACUCUGAGCCGCAUUCUCCAAGGCAUGGUUCCCCUGCUCACGCUUUUAUAGGAACCCCAGGGAUCUCAUCCCACCAGAACUCUUUGAAUAUCAGCCGCGAAGCUCUGGUUAUGCCGGAACGGGAAGAGGGAGAAACACCUGGCCAUUAUUUGGAGCGGAUGGAAGAGAACAACAUCGAACGAAGCGUCAUGGCUAGUUACCUCACCAAGACCGACGACCCGUUCAUGCUUGCGGUGCUGCGCAGUUAUAUGCGCAAGUUUGCGUUCUUCGGAGACCCGAUCGACAUGGCCAUACGGAAGCUGCUUAUGCAAGUUGAACUACCAAAGGAAACACAGCAGAUCGAUCGUGUGCUACAGGGUUUCGCGGAUCGGUAUCAUGAAUGCAACCCUGGCAUUUACAUUAAUCCUGACAAGGCAUAUUUCAUUUCCUUUUCCAUUGUGAUCCUCCAUACGGAUUUCUUCAACAAAAACAACAAGCGCAAGAUGCAGAGAAACGAUUACAUCAAGAACUCUUCCUGUGAAGGCGUCUCUGACGAUGUUCUUGGAUGCAUCUACGAUAACAUUGUCUAUACACCUUUCAUCCACAUCGAGGAUGAGCUCGAUCUGAAAGGGGGAGUGUCGCGGAGAAGCAAGAAAACUGCUAUACUCAAGGCUCCAAUCAACGACCCUGCUAGGAAAGCCACACGUGAGCCCAUAGACCCAUACACUCUCAUAUUUGAAGGCAAAUUGGACGCUCUCCGACCGACAGUUAAAGACGUCAUGAACUUGGACGACCCCUAUAGCUACCUUGGCACAGCCCUAUCACUGGACGUACGGAACUCGUACAACUCGUUCUCGAAAUACGGCGUCAUUCAAAUUGUUUCUUCAAGAUCGAGGCCUGAGGCAUUCAUGUCGCAAGCUGCACAAGAAAACCCUCAAGAGACUUCGGUCGGCAUUGUUGAAAUGCCUGUGACUAAGGUGGGGAUAUUGUGGAGAAAGGACACAAAGCGAAAGAAAGCGCGAUCACCGUGGCAGGAAUGGGGCGCUGUCCUAACACGAUCAGGGCUUUCUCUAUUUAGGAAUUCUGGAUGGACCAAGAAUCUAAUGCAUCAACACGAACUGCACCAGAAGCAUGGAUACUCCGGCCCGGUUGUAUUCCAACCCCCACUCCCGGAGUUUAAACAGGAUCACAUUAUACCAAUGGACGGCUCGGUGGCUCUGGUUGACAAUACAUAUAGGAAACAUAAAAAUGCCUUCGUCAUGUUCUCAAAGGUUGGAGAGGAAACUUUUUUGGCCGACAGCGAGAAAGACUUGAAUGACUGGCUGGGCGUGUUGAAUUACUCUGCUGCUUUUGAGACGUUAGGCGUUCGUCCGCGGGGCCUUGUCGGAGGUUUAUAUGAAGGACAGAGGAAUCGAGGAAUCCGUCGACUCGAGUCCUCACAUUCGGGCAAGUCCAUCCCAACGGCGACUGGCGAGGUCACUAUCCAGAGUGGCAAGAUCGACAGUCAAUUUGCUCAGCAAAUGAUGAAUGCCCGUAAGGAGCUCAUGCAAAAGCGGAUCGCAGAGUCGGAGGAGAAGUUGACGCAAUCUAUCAAACAGCUGGAGAAUAGGUUGAGAGAUGCAAGACAUCUCCAAAUCUUGGCACCAGUCCAGCCAAAGACAAGAGACCUCGUCAUUCACGCUGCGGGCAGGUUGGCUGCAAAGCUGAAAUGGGCACGCAUUGAAAUAUGGCGUAUGAAGUGUCAUCGGGACAUUCUAGCCCAGGAACUGGAAGACGAGAAGAACGUUGCUAGCGAACGACAAGCUCGGAUUGAUCGAAUUGCUGGAACCUCCCAAUCAUCACAGCCACAGCCUUCGCCGCAACAGUCAAGCCGGACGUCUAAGAUCAGUGGACUGGCGCGUCUUAGCUCCAAGGCAAGCUCGCUCACUGCCGGCCAGAAACCCCCCCUAUCCCCGUCUGCAUCUGCCCGGCCGGGCACGAAGUCAUCUCGAGAAACAGACUUUGGUGAAGAUGUCUUCAAGACUCCACCGGAAACGUCUCGUCAAUCGAGUCCCAAUCACCCCCCAGCUCAACUAGGAUUCCCUCCUCUGUCAUUCAGCCCUCAGUCCUCAGAUCACCGAGCUUCGUUUGCUAGCUCCGCUGCUCAGUCACCCAGCCUUCAAGCCCGGGACCACCGACCAUCUGUAUCUACUGUUGGAGACCGCACUGUUAGCUCGGAUGUUGCUUCUGAUGAAGGGUCUCAAUACACCACCCCGCCUCCCAUUGAGAAAGAGAAAGCGGGCCCUAAGACGCCAGACAUCCCCUCUACUGACGGCUUGCGCUUAGAUCCCGAGUCCGAGUCCGAAGCCGACCAGCCACCUGCUGCUCUGACUGGCUCGCCCGAAUCACGUUCAAAAGUCAGAAGAAGCCUUCAUCGCACACUACGAGACUCUCAUGGAUCAUCACACCGCCGGGGCCACAAGGGAAGAGAUUCGGCAUCCACGAUAGUUAGCGAUGACAAGCCUGAGAGUGAAGGCCUUUCAAGAGCCAAAGGAAGCUUCACAGUCCAUGGCAAGAAGGCAUCUGUAAUCACAUUUGGUGCUGAAUGGCACAACAUGCCGGCAGAGGAGAGGUUAAAAGUAAGAAAGCAAGCCCAAGAAGCCGUGCACGAAGGCGGUUCUACCGAAGAAACGGAGGGGAGCACAGACGACCAAGCCCGCUCGGUCGUCAGUGAUAGUACUGCCACAGUUCUCAGUGCGCCGACGAAUGCAUCUGACGACACCACCCCUCGACACUCCACAAAUGAAUCUAGAAAGCAGCGCCAUGUAUCAUCGCAGACCAUCACUCCCGCUAAUUUCAACCGCUCCAUGAAUGGACAUGACUCAGGCUCCGAUGAUGAUUCGGAUAUGAGUGAGAUCGAGGAAGAAUCACCAACAAGGGAACGCAGCUCGAUGAGGCAUACCCAGAGUGACGCGGAAGACUCUGGCGCUGAGCGUGUAAAACUGGACUCACCCUGGCCACAGGUCGUGGAGGCCUAAUCUCAUACUUUUCUUUCAGAUGAAGC
This is a messenger RNA of Lindgomyces ingoldianus, 4649 nucleotides long. RefSeq lists its product as uncharacterized. The record is from RefSeq and is a predicted model, not a curated record. Gene Ontology annotation, biological process: regulation of ARF protein signal transduction. Bases 298 to 4623 code for a protein of 1441 amino acids. The transcript is spliced from 3 exons. NCBI's taxonomy places the organism in Eukaryota, Fungi, Ascomycota, Dothideomycetes, Pleosporales, Lindgomycetaceae. Gene Ontology annotation, molecular function: guanyl-nucleotide exchange factor activity.